Messenger RNA from Spodoptera exigua (beet armyworm), 1916 nucleotides. The record is from the annotation of a GenBank genome assembly. NCBI's taxonomy places the organism in Eukaryota, Metazoa, Arthropoda, Insecta, Lepidoptera, Noctuidae.
CAGGCGUAGGUUAAUUUUAACGAGAAGGUCAAACGCGCUUAUAAACACACAGAGUACGUUUGUACCAGGAUUAUUCAUUCGUCUAGUCGCUCUAGUGAAUGAAGAAUAGUGUUCCGUUCAAUUGUAUUUAAAACUAAAACAAAUUGCGUAUUUCAAAGCCCUCGCAUCACAAAUUGUCAUCGAUCUUUAAUUACGUGUAAUAGAAAUUGAUGCAAUUAGCAUUUUUGUUGUUCAAUACGUUUGUGAUAAGUUUAUCGGAGUGUAAUCGGUAUUGUUGGAGCCAUGUGAUAUCUUUGCCUUUAAAAGUAGAUAUACGGAGGUGAACGAUAUCAUCGCUAAAGUGUUUGGUGUACCUAUUAUACCACUUUGUGACUAACAAUUCAAACAUGCAGACAACUAAAUUCAAGCCGUUCAGGUUAUUCAAACUAGUAUCUAUCAACAAGGAAAUUACCAGGAGAAUAGCUGUAGCAAGUACAACAGCCAAUGCCGAAACAAACUUGAAAUCAUGGAAGGAAAUUCCCGGACCUCCAUCUUUGCCUAUUAUUGGGCAGUUACACAAUUUCUUUCCUGGGGGUCAACUAUAUAACAUUGAAGUUGUGGACACAACUCUCAAACUAUAUCAGCUGUAUGGUCCCAUCGUAAGAUUCGAUGGUCUGUUGGGAAAAUCUCCCAUGAUAAUACUCUUUGAUCCUGAAGCUGCUGCACAUAUAUUACGCAGUGAAAACUGGCUGCCAAUUCGACCAGGAUUCGUGUCACUUGAGUACUAUAGAAAAACAUUUAAGAAAAAGUUUAAUAAGGAUCACGUUGCUCACACUACCGGUCUAGUCACUGAUCACGGCGAAGUAUGGAAAGAGUUCAGGUCUACGGUCAAUCCAGUAUUGUUGCAGCCAAAGACAAUCAAACAGUAUACGACAGUACUCGAAGAAGUGGCUCAGGACAUGGUCGCAAGAAUGAAAGCCAAUCGCAACGAAAAAAACAUGCUUAAAAAUGAUUUUGAUAAAGAAAUGAAUUUAUGGGCUCUAGAGUCUAUUGGUACGGUAGCUCUCGGCUGCCGACUGAACUGCUUCGAUCCGAACCUACCCGCAGACUCUCCGGAGUGGCAACUGAUCCAAUGCGUCCACGACCUGUUUGUUGUUGCCAACGAACUCGACUUCAAACCAAGUUUAUGGAGAUAUUUUGCCACGCCAACUUACAAGAAAGCUAUGAAGCUGUAUGAACAUCAUGAAAACUUAACAAAACACUUUUUGAAAAAAGGAAAGGAACAACUAAAGAAUAAUUCUGGUGGAGAAAAUGGUGUUCUAGCGAAAUUACUGGCAAUCAACGAAGAGGUGGCUCACAUAAUGGCCAGUGACAUGUUAUUCGCCGGUGUAGAUACGGCUGCAAAUACAGUAACAGCAACCCUAUACCUGCUGGCUACAAACCCAGAGAAGCAAGAUAAAUUAAGAGAAGAAUUAAGGUCCGGUUCUGAUCGUAGAUACCUAAGGGCGUGCGUCAAAGAAUCAUUAAGAAUUAUGCCAGUGGUGUCAGGCAAUCUUCGUAAAACAACAAAAGAAUACAAUGUGAUGGGCUACAAAAUUCCUAAAGAUAUGGAGGUAGUGUUCGCUCACAGAGACAUGUCGCUGCUAGAAGAGAAUUACCCAAAAGCCAAAGAGUACAUUCCAGAGAGAUGGAUAACCAGCAAAGACGAUCCUAUUCACUAUGGAAAUACACAUCCAUUUGCCCACCAACCCUUUGGUUUCAGCGCUAGAAGCUGUAUAGGUCGUCGCAUAGCAGAAUUGGAGAUGGACAUCUUCGUAGCUCGUCUGAUUGAGAACUUCCAAGUUGAAUGGUUCGGCCCACCGCCAAGGAUACAGCAAGAAUCUCUUAACUACAUCAAGGGACCUUUCAACUUCAUAUUUAAUGAUGUCAAGAAAUAA